UCGGUCACGUGACGGUCCAGAACCGUUUACAGUUUUUUUUUUUUCUUUUUUCAAGCUCAGGACCGCAAGAAACGAAGUGAGUAGUUCCUCCAACAUGGCUGACCUCUGGCAGAGUGCCAUGGACCAUGCAGUGGGCGUGGCCAGGAAGGCGGGAGAAAUGGUGCAGGUCGCACUGCAGGACGAGUGCAGCGUGAUGUUAAAGAGCACCUUGGUUGACUUGGUCACAAAGACCGACCAGCAGGUGGAAGGUCUCAUCAUCCAGUCAGUGAAGGCAAAAUUCCCAACACAUCGGUUCAUAGGGGAGGAGUCAGUCGCUGCUGGUGAGGCAUGUGUCCUGACGGACAGUCCCACCUGGAUCAUCGACCCCAUUGAUGGGACCACCAACUUUGUUCACAGGUUUCCUUUUGUGGCUGUUUCCAUCGGCUUUGCUGUCAACAAACAGGUGGAAUUUGGUGUGGUCUAUAGUUGUUUAGAAGAUAAAAUGUUCACGGCCAGGCGAGGGCAAGGGGCGUUCUGUAACGGAGAGCCGCUGCAGGUGUCUCCUCAGGAAGACAUUAAACAGUCUAUGGUGGUGAUGGAGUUUGGAUCAAACCGAGAUCCAGAAAAUGUGGACAAAAUCUUCAACACCAUCAGGAAGAUCCUCCACAUCCCCGUACAUGGGAUUCGCAGUGCAGGAACUGCAGCCAUCAACAUGUGUCUGGUGGCGUCUGGUUGUGCUGAAGUGUAUUACGAGAGCGGGAUCCACGUUUGGGAUGUUGCUGCUGCGUCGCUGAUCGUCACUGAGGCGGGUGGAGUUCUGCUGGAUCUGGACGGAGGCGAUUUUGACAUGAUGUCCAGGACGGUUGUCGCAGCCAACAAACGGAACAUCGCCAACGAGAUCAUCAGAGAGAUCGACGCCUACAGGCCGCAGAGGGACGAUGCGCCGCCAACAGGGCCGAGUCAGAAUGUGUAACACAAGCAAAGUUCAUAAUCUAUCAUUCAAUUUAUAACAGUUUGUAUAUAAAAAAACAAACAAAAACCAUCGGAACAAAGGCAGGAAGAUGGAGGUUAUACCGCGGCCAUGAUGACUGAUGAUCGAUGUCUGACCUCUACAGCGAGGUUUGUCAUUGGUGGAGGGAAUGAAAGCUAUUCAAAUAUGAUUGGACAUAAACUGUAACACUGGAUUCAGAAAAUGUA
Messenger RNA from Thalassophryne amazonica, 1176 nucleotides. It is a transcript of the gene impa1, whose product is annotated as inositol monophosphatase 1. The transcript has 9 exons. Bases 95 to 952 code for a protein of 285 amino acids. Gene Ontology annotation, biological process: inositol metabolic process; phosphatidylinositol phosphate biosynthetic process; signal transduction. Gene Ontology annotation, molecular function: inositol monophosphate 1-phosphatase activity. NCBI's taxonomy places the organism in Eukaryota, Metazoa, Chordata, Actinopteri, Batrachoidiformes, Batrachoididae. The record is from RefSeq and is a predicted model, not a curated record.